This is a messenger RNA of Hordeum vulgare subsp. vulgare (domesticated barley), 1105 nucleotides long. RefSeq names its product protein TONNEAU 1b-like. The transcript has 8 exons. Gene Ontology annotation, molecular function: protein binding. The record is from RefSeq and is a predicted model, not a curated record. The coding region runs from base 115 to 891 and encodes 258 amino acids. Lineage: Eukaryota; Viridiplantae; Streptophyta; Magnoliopsida; Poales; Poaceae.
CCCAUCUCUCUCCCUCCUCUCGCAUCGCAGGGCUGCUCCACCUCCGCCUCCGCCUGCCCCCCGCCCCGAGCACAAAAGAAAAGGGAGGAGGCCGCGCGGAAGAGAGGAGAGGACAUGGACGACUACGCGCGGGAGAUGAUGGAGCUCAAGACGCUCGUCACCCGCACCCUCGAGAAGAAGGGCGUCCUCGCCAAGAUUAGGGCUGAACUGAGAGCAAGUGUGUUUGAGGCCAUAGAAGAGGAGGACCGCGUGAUAGAGGAGAACGAAGAUGGCGGGAAUCCUGCUUUGCUUGGUAGCUGCAAUGACCGUGCUAAGCAGCUGCAUGCUUCAUCGUCAGGUAGAUUAUUAACAGCACUUAUAGGUGAAUACUUGGAGUGGGCCCAGCUAAGUCACACGAUGAAAGUUUAUUUGCCAGAAUGUAAUCUGCCCAAGGACUUUUGGAAGAAUGAGCUAAAGGAUUUUUCUAACAAAAAUGGAGCUGAAGGGAGCAGGAGUGCUGAGAGUGGUCCCAUGCUUCUAGAUGUUCUUGAAGGAUAUCUCAAAUAUGAGAAUUUAUCUCAAACGAGGAUGGCUGGUAGGAGAAUGGUCAAUUCUGAGUCUGAUCCAACAUUGAAUACUGAGCACCGGAACAUGAGGAGGCCACCAUCUUCAUCUUCAGUCGCUGGCCUGCCUCCAAUGGGAAGGCAAAUGCAACCAUCACAGACAUCAGACCGAAGAGGGGGAUCUUCCGCUUCGAAUACAAGGAAAGAUGAGUACAACUGGGGAUAUGAUGCUGAUGAUCUCUCGGAGGAAGUAUUGCGGACAUCCACUGCUCUAGAGAACAUCCAGUUAGACCGGAAAGCCCGAAACCUGACAACAUCUUGGAGGCAUCCAGGCAAUGGUGCCGAGUAGAAUCUUAAGGUGGAAGAACUCCAAUGCGCUGUUGGCUUGCUUGGUUCCCCCUGAGAUUUCUGUAUCUGCUUUCGGUUGAUAGUAGACUGCGCGCGUGUGUGUUGUAAUCCAGCUAAUUAUGCACCUGAGAUGAGAUUUUAUAGUGAGCUAGACCUAUUCAUUGUAAUCUUGUGCCUGAUACUUGCGUGUGGGACAAAUUGAUUUGAUUUACCGA